AUGUCGAUUAGUGCAUCUCUUGCUGGGUUUCACACAUCAAUAAGGCAUGUGGUUGCAGUUGAUGGGACAUUUUUGAAAGCAAAGUACUUAGGGACUUUAUUUAUUGCAACGUGUAAAGAUGGCAACAAUCAGAUAUACCCUUUAGCCUUUAGGAUUGGUGAUUCAGAAAAUGAUGCCUCAUGGGAGUGGUUUUUACAAAAACUACAUGAUGCACUUGGACACAUUGAUGAUUUGUUUGUGAUAUCAGAUCGACAUGGUAGCAUUGAGAAAGCAGUACAUAAAGUAUUUCCCCAUGCGAGGCAUGGUGUCUGCACUUAUCACGUUGGACAAAAUUUGAAGACAAAGUUCAAGAAUCCUGCAAUUCAUAAGUUGUUCCAUGAUGCUGCCCAUGCUUAUCGUGUUUCAAAGUUUAAUUUUAUAUUUGGGCAACUAGAGAUGAUUGACCCAAGAACAUCAAGAUAUUUGAUGGAUAUAGGUGUUGAUCGAUGGGCACGUUCAUAUUCUACCGGAAAAAGAUAUAAUAUCAUGUCGACAGGGAUCGUUGAAAGCCUUAAUGCUGUGUUGAAAAAUGCUAGAGAUCUUCCGGUUUUGCAAUUGGUUGAAGAAUUGAGAAACUUACUUCAAAAAUGGUUUGUGACUCGUCAACAACAAGCAAUGUCAAUGUCAACUGAACUUACCAUGUGGGCUGAUGGAGAACUUCGUUCUAGGUAUAAUAUGUCAGCAACAUAUCUAGUGGAACCUAUCAACUCCAAGGAGUGUAAUGUUAACUAUGCUGGCAUUAGUGCUCAAAUUUUACAACAUUUCAUGUUACACUUUGUGCUCCAAGUAUUUUACUACUAA
This is a messenger RNA of Vitis vinifera (wine grape), 840 nucleotides long. RefSeq lists its product as uncharacterized. The transcript has 2 exons. The record is from RefSeq and is a predicted model, not a curated record. Lineage: Eukaryota; Viridiplantae; Streptophyta; Magnoliopsida; Vitales; Vitaceae. The coding region runs from base 1 to 840 and encodes 279 amino acids.